Molecule: messenger RNA, 1950 nt
Organism: Copidosoma floridanum
Lineage: Eukaryota; Metazoa; Arthropoda; Insecta; Hymenoptera; Encyrtidae
Product: sodium-independent sulfate anion transporter
Biological process (GO): transmembrane transport
Cellular component (GO): membrane
Source: RefSeq, a predicted model, not a curated record
CUAAUGUGCAGUUAAACGGAAUAUAUUGGCAACGAUCUCGAAACGGCAUCAACAAUGAGGGACCCGAGCAAAGGUGGGGGCUACUUGAGCCGCAUACUCCGGCGCCGGUUGCCGAUCUUGGCGUGGCUGCCCGCCUACGACUCGGACAAACUCGUCAGCGACGCCAUAGCAGGGAUCACGGUGGGCCUGACCGUCAUGCCCCAAGGCCUCGCCUACGCCACUCUAGCCGGCCUCGAACCCCAAUACGGACUGUACUCGGCUUUCAUCGGCGCCCUCAUAUACGCCAUCCUCGGCUCCUGCAAGGACAUAACCAUCGGACCCACGGCUCUCAUGUCCCUCAUGACCCACCAGUACGUCCAGAGCAGGGGCGUCGACUUUGCCAUACUACUGGCCUUCCUCACGGGCUGCAUGCAACUCCUCAUGGCCGCGCUCCAUCUAGGCGUGCUCGUGGACUUUAUCUCGAUACCGGUGACGGUGGGCUUCACCUCGGCCACCUCCGUCAUCAUCGUGGCGUCCCAGCUCAAGGGCCUGCUCGGGCUGCGGAUCUCCCCCAACGGCUUCGUCGACACGCUUCGGCAGGUCUUGAGGAACAUCCACAAAACCAGUCCCUGGGACGCCGGCAUGAGCCUCAGCUGCAUAAUCGUGCUCUUGCUGUUUCGACGGCUCAAGGACUUGAGGUUCGGGGAAAAGGGGGCCAAGAAGCCGACGAAGCGCCAGAGGAUCCUGACGAAAGCCCUUUGGCUCGUUUCUACGGCCCGCAACGCCAUGGUCGUCGUUGCCUGUUCGACCAUUGCUUACGCGCUCGAGAGCUCCAGCUCAAAGUCGCCCUUCGUGCUCACCGGUCCGGUCAGGCCGGGCUUGCCUUCCUUCGACUUUCCGCCUUUUUCCACGCAGGUGAACAACCGUACGUUGGGCUUCACGGACAUGUGCGCCGAGCUGGGGCCGUCGAUCGUCCUGGUGCCGAUAAUCGGGGUCCUGGGCAACGUGGCGAUCGCCAAAGCGUUCGCGAGUGGCAAUAGAGUCGACGCCACGCAAGAGCUGAUAACCCUCGGCGUUUGCAACGUUAUCGGCUCGUGCGCCAGCUCGAUGCCCGUGACCGGUAGUUUCAGCCGAUCCGCCGUCAAUCACGCCAGCGGCGUCAAAACCCCCAUGGGCGGCCUCUACACCGGCUUGCUGAUACUCAUGGCUCUCACGCUGCUCACGCCGUACUUCUACUUCAUACCCAAAGCCUCCCUGGCAGCCGUGAUCAUCUGCGCCGUGAUUUACAUGAUCGAGUACGAGGUCGUGAAACUCAUGUGGAGGUCGAGCAAGAAGGACCUCAUCCCGACCUUCGCCACCUUCCUCUUGUGCCUCGUGAUCGGCGUCGAGUAUGGAAUCGUCGCCGGCGUCGGUAUCAAUCUCGUGCUCUUACUCUACCCGUCGGCCCGACCGCAGGUCCACGUGGAAAAGUACUUUACGGAUGCAGGUGCCGAGUACCUACUGGUGACCCCGGGGAAUAGUCUGUACUUUCCCGCGGUGGACUUUAUCAAGCGAUCCGUGGGCAACGCCGGCAUCACCGAGGGCUCGUGCCAAAUUCCGGUGGUGGUGGAUUGCCGAUACGUUUUGGGAGCCGAUUUCACGGCAGCCAAGGGAAUAGCCAGCCUGAUAAACGAGUUCAACGGCCGCAAGCAGGGACUUUACUUUUACAAUCCCAGGUCCGACGUCGUGGCCGUGCUCAAGGGCGCUUGCGGCGAGGACUUUCAGCACGUGUCCACCCAGGAUGAGCUCUCGUAUCUCUUGAUGCACAGCACCAGAGAAAAACCAUCCCACCACCAGCAGAUGUUCGAAUCUCACAGGGAUAGGCUGGAGCCGCUGAUCGGUAAUCCAGAAUUGACUCACCGUAGCGUACACGCAUCCAGCUACGAGCUCAACGAAGUGAAGACUACGCUCCUGCACGCGAGUGGGAGCUGA